CCCCCUUCAUUCGCGCACUGACGCGCUGCUGUCCGAUCACACACACACACUUCAAAAGAUCAGACGACGCACAGGACGAUCACGGUCCCUCUCAACAAACCCCCCUGGAUAACUUCAUUCGGACUUCGGUUACUCUACUUGACAAAAUAUCGUCUGCUCCUCUGUGACCGACGCACAUCCUCCUUCCUUCACUGAGAGUACAAUUGUUGCCGUGUGUGUGUUGGUUGCUAGAUCUUGGAUGAAGGAGCGGAGCCCAUGCGGACUGCUGCCAUCUGACCCACUCUUAUCAAUGAAGCAGGAGAUCAUGGCGGAGGGUCCCCGGUGUAAGAGGAGAAAACAGGCCAACCCGAGGAGAAAGAACGUGCUGAACUAUGAACACGUGGGGGAAGCUGGGUCAGGGUCCGAUGAGGAGGACAGACUGCUGGGUUCUGAGGGUGAAGGCAGUCCAGCAGGAGUGCCCAGUCUGGAGGCCUCACCUCGGGUAGCCCAUGCCCUGCUCUCCUGCCGGGGGGAUGAAGAGAAUGAAAGCCAGGAUGGGGCCGGGGCCCACGUCUGGCGCCACGGAGACCUGAAUGGAUCAGAAGAGAGAAAAUCUGAGUACAAUUCCAUGAGUCCUGACAUCUCUCUCCCUGGAAUUGGAAAUGGUACAGUUAAGGGUAUUGAUGCCACUUCAGAGCUGGAAAGCUUCUUUGCCAAGAGGAAACUAGACGACGGUGAGGGACACGCAGGGAGUAUUGCGGACUACCUGCAGGACACUGUUAUCAUUUACCCAGAGGACCCAGAGGAGAACACGCGACUGGGCACACCAGAGGCCAAUGGACAAGAUGAAAAUGAAAAUGAUCUGGCACUGAGGACGCCAGAUGCCUUUGCCCAACUGUUGACCUGCCCCUACUGUGACCGGGGCUACAAGCGUCUGACCUCCCUAAGGGAGCACAUCAAGUAUAGACAUGAGAAAAACGACGAGAGCGUCCCCUGUCCCCUGUGCAGCGACACCUUUGCCUACCGCACCCAGCUUGAGCGCCAUAUGGCCACACACAAGCCCGCUAGAGAUCAGCCUCAACUGCUAAAUGAGGGGGCCGGGAACCGCAAGUUCAAAUGCACAGAGUGUGGCAAGGCCUUCAAAUACAAGCACCAUUUAAAGGAGCACCUUCGCAUUCACAGCGGUGAGAAGCCCUACGAGUGCUCCAACUGUAAGAAGCGCUUCUCCCACUCCGGCUCUUACAGUUCCCACAUAAGUAGCAAGAAGUGCAUUGGCCUCAUCUCUAUUAACGGACGGGUACGCCAAGGAGUCAACACUAAGUCAGGCUCAUCACCAAACUCAGCUGCGUCCUCACCAGGCAGUCCUGCCUUAGCUCAGCUCCGUCACAAACUGGAGAAUGGCAGGUCCAUGAGCCUUCCAUCUGACCCAUCUGUCCACCCAGACAUUAAGUCUGAGCCCAUGGACUUCAAUGAGUACCGUCUUAUGAUUGCAUCGCAGCAAGAUUAUGGUGGGACAGGAGCUUUUCUCAAUGGUGGCGGACGUGGAGGGAGUCCUCCUGGGAUACACGGUUCAGCUCAGAAUCCCCUGCAACACCUGGGUAUCGGGUUGGAUUCCCAUCCGUUGGCUUAUCCAGGGUUUAAUAACAACAUAAGUGAAGUUCAGAAGGUUCUUCAGAUUGUGGACAACACAGUUUGGAGACAGAGGAUAGAUGGCAAUCCCGAAGAGAUCUCUAAACUCAGAGCAUACAUGAAGGAAUUAGGCUCGCAGAUGGAGGAGCAGAAGCUGGCAUUGGCUUCCCAGGAAGGCUUCGUUGGCGUUGGUCACAACAGUCCCACCAAGACCAUCAUUGACUACACACUGGAAAAGGUCAACGAAGCCAAAGCGUGUCUGCAGAGUUUAACAGAAGAUUCAAAGAGACGGGUUCUGGAUGUCAAGAAAGAAAGACCCAGCCAUGGCCUGGAUCUUGGAUCUGAAGACAAAAUACAGGAAAGGGAUGCGCAGUACGCUCUGUUUUCGUGUCAGUACUGCAAGGAGACGUUUUCUGGCCCUAUUCCAGUGCAUCAGCACGAGCGCUAUCUCUGCAAGAUGAACGAGGAGAUCAAGGCCGUCCUUAAACCUAACGAUACUGUACCAACCGGCCGAAAGGGGGUUUUCGGCUCAGAAACUGGCAUGAUAUCCUCAUCCCUUUCUGACAGGAACACCACCAGCCCGGUCAACCCCUACAAGGAUCACAUGUCAGUACUAAAAGCUUACUUUGCCAUGAACACUGAGCCCAACUCAGAGGAACUGAGGAAGAUCUCCAUAGCAGUGGGUCUGCCUCAGGAGUUUGUGAAGGAUUGGUUUGUGCAAUGGAAAGCUCAAUCUCACUUGACUAAGAAACGAUCUCCCCCUCCUGAGCGAAACUGCGGAGAGGUCAACCACGGCUUGGUCAGAGAGUCAGCAUUUGCCCGCUCACCUGUUUCGAUGGGCCAGUACAGCGACUCAUCAGCAGAGAUUCAAGCCAUCACUAAUGGGGAUUCAGGGCACAAGCUGUCCAAGUUUACAAGCAUCAGACAGACCAAUGAAAAGCCACUUGACUCUGUGGACCACUUGAGAGGUGAGACACCCUCGCCUUUGAAUCUUACAUCGUCAUCAUCCAAACACUCCCAUAGCAGUUCAUACACCCCUAAUAGCCUCGCCUCUGAGGACGCCCAUGGGGAACCGCUGGACUUGUCUUUGCCUAAACAAGUUUCCAAGGCAGAACGGAGGUCCAAACCCAAUGGUUUUUCUAUUGAUCACAGUAGCGACACCUCUGUACGUGAACAGGGAACAGAGCCUUUAAACUUGGCACACAUCAAGAAGGAGUUCAAUGGACCCAACAGCCUGGGCAAUGAAAGUCAGCUUGAUAAAAGCUCAAGCCCCAUCUUUAGUAUAAACCCCUUCGGUGGAGGGCACAUGUACACUUCGCUUCCACCUCACGGUGCUUUCCCUCCUCCUACGUUCAUGUCUCCAGCUCAGGCCACCAUCCCGGGACUCAGGCCUUAUCCAGGGUUGGAUCCCAUGAGCUUUUUGCCACAUAUGGCUUAUACUUAUGCAGCAGGGGCAGCCACCUUUGCUGAGAUGCAACAACGGCGGAAAUACCAGAGGAAAUCAGGCUUCCAGGGGGAGCUACUGGACAGCGCAGGGGACUAUAUGUCAGGGCUAGAAGACCUGACAGACAGUGAGUCGCUGCUCGCCCGGAAGAAGAUUAAGAAGACAGAAAGUGGUAUGUACGCGUGUGACUUGUGCGACAAAACAUUCCAGAAGACCAGUUCCCUCCUAAGACACAAAUAUGAGCACACAGGAAAGCGGCCUCACCAGUGCCAGAUUUGUAAGAAGGCCUUCAAACACAAGCACCACCUCAUCGAGCACUCACGCCUACACUCGGGCGAGAAACCCUACCAGUGCGACAAAUGUGGCAAGCGCUUUUCUCACUCCGGCUCCUACUCGCAGCACAUGAACCAUCGGUAUUCCUACUGCAAACGGGAGGCAGAGGAGCGCGAGGCAGCCAAACAAGAUAGCCAUGACAACGGAGGACCCCUGGAGCCCACGGAGCUCCUCAUGCGUCGAGCAUACCUUCAAGGCCUGGGGCCCUUGGGGUUUUCCGAUCCGGAGGACCAGGCCGAGGACAUUACACAAGAAAACACCAUCUUGAGAGAUGGAACUGAGGGUGGGGCCAGACAGGCAGAGGAGGCGUAUCCGGAAGUGACGGACAGUCAAGAGACAGGGUUGGCGGAGGAGGAAGAAAUGGAAGCGGAGGAGCAGAGAUUUGACACUCCUGAUGGGAUAGCAAAGGACGAGAAAGUGCUAGAAAUGACAGGAGGGACAGAGGACGAGAGUUCGGAAGAGGGGAAAUUGGCGAGGAAAAAAAAUCCUGGCGGCGAGAAUGAGGAUGCUGAUUAACUACUGCGUUUUGGAUUAAGCUUCCUGCAUUCUUUGCUUUCAUUUUUUUAUCAAGCUUGUAUUGCGCCCUUCUUCCGCCCUUUGGAGGGACUUUGAGCCAGAUUCACAUUUGUACCACACUGCCACGUCAUGGUUAUCUGAGCGUGUGCCUGAGGCUUGCACUCAUCAAUGUUAAGAGUCGAACUCUAAAAACAGGCAUCAAAAACUGGGAAAAAUCCAUAUUAUGCAAAAAAUAUCGUCAGAAUAAAACAAGAAAGGUUUUCAAAAUGUACCGAGUUUUCAGCCAGAAAGCUGUGCGGUGCUGAUUUCCGUAUAACUCCUGUGUUUCAUUGUGGUUGUAGCACAAGCCUGGGAAUUGCACUCUGAGAAAGUAUGACAAAAACAGAAAAAGAAAAAAACACAAAAUAAAACAUACAAAAAACUUAUUGGGUUAAAAAAAGAUAUUUGCCUAUAUGUACUUACUAUACUGCGCUUGAAGAUGCAGUAGCGUGUCAGUGUUAUAUUUCGUCUAUCACUUACUGUGAUACCAUUGGUUUUACCUUUCUUUUCCUGACCAGCCACAUGAUGUUUGGGGUCUCAUCCUUGGCUUUUUAAUGAGGCGACUUUAACUAAAGGAAACCUGUUGUGAUUCUUAAACAUACAAAGUCUUAAAGUUGGCCAGGGGCGGAUGGAAAGAGUCUGAGAAACUGUAAUGACGCCGGCUCAUUGUAUGAGACCGCGUCAGAACCCCUGUGUUUUUUCGUUCGAGAAAAGCCUUAUAUGCAAACCCUUUCACCUGUGUUUUCUGCAAGUGCCAUCCUUGUACAGUAUAAUGCGAAGUCAACUAGUGUUCUCUUUGCACCUGCUUUAGUAUUAAAAUAAAUAUUUCACCUUGUCGUUUGAAAUACCUACGUCAGUAUUAUUAUAUCUAGACUACAGUUGUUUAGUUUACAUAUUGUUUGUGCAAUUUUCUGUAUUUUUUUAAGGUCAUCUGUCAGUAUUACCUUGGUUUGUUUUGUUUUGUUCAAUACAAAAUUCAUUUUUAUUUUAAACUACCAUUUUAUUUAUGUGACUCAUUUUAUAUUUCCUAAUUAUAUUUAUUUCAUACUGUAGUGUACAGUAUUAUAGUUCCUUGAUAUAGAUAUAUUUUAGUAAUUAAGGAUCCUUACAAGUGGAGCAAAUUUUACGUAAAGAGAGCAUUUAUUGUAUCUGGAGCGAUUGCUGUGAAUUGCUCUUCAUACUACACUUACCUGAUGAAGGAGAAUCUACAAUUUGGGAACUUUUGAUACAAUAUUGUGAAAACACUGUAUUUUUGUCUGAAAGGAAAAAAAUUCCACUUUAUUCAUCUUAUUUGUUUUUCCUUUUUUCCCUUUUUUAGCUAAAGAAAUAAAUGGGGGGGCUGUGGUUGUUGGGAUUUUUGAAAUGUCUGUUGAAGUAUAAUUUAAUUUGUAAUUUCUCUUGAAAAUGAAUUUGCUCAAAUAAAUGUAGCCCAAUUUAAUUUUGAAAGCCUGUGUAACAUGUCUACGGAAAAUGUUUACUGAUAUUACUCACAAACUGACAAAUCUCUGUUUGACGCAUUUGAUAUUCUUUAGUUAUUUAUUUCAAGUAUCUAGUUUGCUAGUUUUCAAGUUUGCUAUUCA
Messenger RNA from Triplophysa rosa, 5520 nucleotides. It is a transcript of the gene zeb2a, whose product is annotated as zinc finger E-box binding homeobox 2a. The record is from RefSeq and is a predicted model, not a curated record. The coding region runs from base 239 to 3901 and encodes 1220 amino acids. Gene Ontology annotation, biological process: regulation of transcription by RNA polymerase II; anatomical structure development. Gene Ontology annotation, molecular function: RNA polymerase II cis-regulatory region sequence-specific DNA binding; DNA-binding transcription factor activity, RNA polymerase II-specific. NCBI's taxonomy places the organism in Eukaryota, Metazoa, Chordata, Actinopteri, Cypriniformes, Nemacheilidae. The transcript has 9 exons.